CAAUACACAAUAUAUGGAUGCUAAACUGAAGCUUCCUUUCAUGAGUCUCCAUCUCUGAUUCUCAGGCAAGAUGACGAAGUUCAAUUUCAUUGAGCUUCUCUGGGGGAAGAAAAAUAGCCCAAACCCUCAAAUUAUCCCAAAAGUAACUCUACUUUCCAUCUUAGCCAUUCUUCUAUUCACUGUCACGCCACUGAGUUUCCCCCUCUUUGGAUCUCUCAAGAGAAUCGUGUUUGCAUCAGAACAGUCACCAUCAUCAUCAUCUGCAACAUUAUUCAACAACCUGAAUAAUAAUAAUGCUGCAGAUUCAAUACUCUUGCCUUCAUCUUCAAGAAAGAAGUGUGAUAUUUUCAGUGGUGAAUGGGUCCCAAAUCCUGAGGCACCAUACUACACAAACACAAGUUGCUGGGCAAUUCAUGAGCACCAAAACUGCAUCAAGUAUGGGAGACCAGACUCAGAGUUCAUGAAAUGGAGGUGGAAGCCAAAUGACUGUGAGCUUCCCAUAUUCAAUCCCUUUCAGUUUCUGGAGAUAAUGAGAGGCAAAUCCAUGGCUUUUGUUGGAGACUCUGUUGGCAGAAAUCAGAUGCAGUCCCUCAUUUGCCUCCUUUCUAGGGCUGAAUGGCCUGAAGAUGACUCAGAAAUACAAGAUGAUUAUUUCAGAAGAUGGAAGUACCCAAGUAACAAUUUCACUGUAGCUGCAUUUUGGACAACCCAUUUGGUCAAAUCCAAAGCAGAACGAAACCCUAAUGAACUCUUACACGUUUACGUGGACAAGCCCGACGAAAAAUGGUCAAAGAAAGUGUCACACUUCGACUAUAUAGUCAUCAAUGGAGGUCACUGGUUCGACAAGCCCAUGGUAUUCUACGAGGAACAAAAAAUCAUAGGAUGUUACCACUGCUUCAUCAACAACAUCACCAGCAGAACCAGGUCCUUCGGUUACAGAAAGGCAUUAAAAACAGCACUUAAAACCCUAAACAGCUUAGAAAACUUCAAGGGCAUGACCAUCCUGAGAUCAUUCGCACCAUCACAUUUUGAGAACGGAUUGUGGAACGAAGGUGGGGAUUGUGUGAGAAGAAAACCAUUUAAGAGAAGUGAGGUCAAGUUAGAAGGGGACGAUUUGCGGUUCUAUGUGAUACAGAUGGAGGAGAUCAGGGUUGCAGAGGAAGAAGCAAAGAAGAAGAUGACGAAGAAGAAGUUUAGGGUUCUUGACGUGACACAAGCAAUGCUGAUGAGGCCAGAUGGUCACCCAAGUAGAUAUGGACAUUGGCCACAUGAGAAUGUGACUUUGUAUAAUGAUUGUGUUCAUUGGUGCUUGCCUGGGCCUAUUGAUGCAUGGAGUGAUUUGCUCUUGGAAAUGUUGAAGAUAGAAGGUGGGAAUUGAUAUAUAUAUAUAUAUAUAUAUUACAUGUGCAUGUGCCAUGAGCUUCAGUUGGAUCCAUUAAUUGGCAUCACUUUGUCCCAAUCUUAUAGAUAUAUGUUAUUAUAAAUGCGUGUCACACGAUUUCAUCAUAUAUAGUGUCAAUAAUUCA
Molecule: messenger RNA, 1526 nt
Organism: Prosopis cineraria
Lineage: Eukaryota; Viridiplantae; Streptophyta; Magnoliopsida; Fabales; Fabaceae
Product: protein trichome birefringence-like 19
Exons: 2
Coding region: 71-1378 (435 amino acids)
Cellular component (GO): Golgi apparatus
Molecular function (GO): O-acetyltransferase activity
Source: RefSeq, a predicted model, not a curated record